CGUUCCCGGGGCGUCGCCCCGCGUGCGCCCGAGUCACCGCGGCCGGUCCCGGCACCGGAAGUGACCCUGGCGGGUUUGCCUUCAAAUUCUUGGCGAGCUGAAGCAUCGUCGGGGGCUGGUGACGGUUGGACCUGGCAGUGCUGGAUCCGUGAGCACAGAGCAGGGUGGUUGGGGCCGGACAGGGCCGGACCCCACUCCCUCGCUGCCCGGAUCCCCGCUUGGCCCUUCGUCUCCGCCUGGCGCUGGGCAGUUUCCCGAGGAGCCUCAGACGCCGCAGCUUAUAAUGAGCAUGAGUCUCCUUAUGAUUAGUGAGAAUGUAAAAUUGGCACGUGAAUAUGCAUUGCUGGGAAAUUAUGACUCUGCAAUGGUCUAUUAUCAGGGAGUUCUUGACCAAAUGAACAAGUAUCUAUACUCAGUCAAAGAUACAUACCUCCAGCAGAAAUGGCAACAGGUUUGGCAGGAAAUAAAUGUAGAAGCUAAACAUGUUAAGGAUAUCAUGAAAACACUAGAGAGCUUUAAACUAGACAGCACUCCGUUAAAAGCUGCACAGCAUGAGCUUCCAGCGUCUGAGGGAGAAGUCUGGUCCUUGCCCGUACCUGUUGAACGAAGACCCUCACCAGGACCUAGAAAACGCCAGUCUCCUCAGUACAGUGACCCUAAACCACAAGGUAACCGUCCAAGUACAACUGUCAGAGUUCACCGUCCAUCCGCACACGGUCUUCACAAUGACAAAGGGAAAGCUGUCCGUUGUCGGGAAAAGAAAGAACAGAAUAAAGGAAGAGAGGAUAAGAACAAAUCACCUGCUGCAGUUACAGAACCAGAGACAAAUAAAUUUGAUAGUACUGGAUAUGACAAAGACUUAGUAGAGGCUUUGGAAAGAGAUAUAAUUUCUCAGAAUCCCAAUGUUCGAUGGGAUGAUAUUGCUGAUUUAGUAGAAGCUAAAAAGUUGCUUAAGGAAGCUGUGGUCUUACCAAUGUGGAUGCCAGAAUUCUUUAAGGGCAUUAGGAGACCAUGGAAAGGAGUGUUGAUGGUUGGCCCACCUGGCACAGGGAAGACCCUCCUUGCUAAAGCAGUAGCUACGGAAUGCAAGACAACGUUCUUCAAUGUCUCUUCAUCAACUCUGACUUCCAAGUACAGAGGAGAGUCUGAGAAGCUUGUUCGUCUUCUGUUUGAAAUGGCUCGAUUUUAUUCUCCAGCCACCAUAUUUAUUGAUGAGAUAGAUUCCAUUUGUAGCCGCAGAGGGACUUCUGAAGAGCAUGAAGCAAGCAGAAGGGUGAAAGCCGAGCUGCUGGUUCAGAUGGAUGGUGUUGGAGGUGCUUCUGAAAAUGAUGACCCUUCCAAAAUGGUUAUGGUCCUGGCAGCUACUAAUUUUCCUUGGGAUAUUGAUGAGGCUUUAAGACGACGCCUUGAAAAAAGAAUCUAUAUUCCAUUACCAUCAGCAAAAGGCAGGGAGGAGCUGUUACGAAUAAGUCUACGUGAGCUGGAAUUGGCUGAUGAUGUUGACCUUGCGAGUAUAGCAGAAAACAUGGAAGGUUAUUCAGGUGCGGACAUUACCAACGUGUGCAGGGAUGCAUCCUUGAUGGCAAUGAGAAGGCGGAUUGAAGGUCUGACCCCGGAAGAAAUCAGAAAUCUUUCCAGAGAAGAAAUGCACAUGCCUACCACCAUGGAGGAUUUUGAAAUGGCUUUAAAAAAGGUCUCCAAGUCGGUGUCUGCUGCAGACAUUGAAAGAUACGAGAAAUGGAUAUUUGAGUUUGGAUCAUGCUAAAUUCUCACAUGUAAACUGUGAGAAACCUGCAUUCAGUGUUUGAAUAAUAAUUAAAUGUAGUAGUUCAUUGCA
Messenger RNA from Camelus dromedarius (Arabian camel), 1837 nucleotides. It is a transcript of the gene KATNA1, whose product is annotated as katanin catalytic subunit A1. Gene Ontology annotation, biological process: microtubule severing. Bases 284 to 1765 code for a protein of 493 amino acids. The transcript is spliced from 11 exons. Gene Ontology annotation, cellular component: microtubule cytoskeleton. Lineage: Eukaryota; Metazoa; Chordata; Mammalia; Artiodactyla; Camelidae. The record is from RefSeq and is a predicted model, not a curated record. Gene Ontology annotation, molecular function: ATP hydrolysis activity; ATP binding; microtubule severing ATPase activity.